AAUCCACAAAAAAAUUAUAGUGGCUGAGAUUGCUCCUAAGUUUCCCAAACUGACGUUUCUGGAGUAUACGAUCUCGCAACUAGUCUUUCACUUCUGCUUGUUUUCUUUUCAGUGCUCUGAUUAAAGUUUUUUCGAUUCAGAUCCACCAUUGCCGCCAAUAAUGAGUUCUUCGGCAAGUUGCCGGUGAAUUCGAAACAUGCUUGAUUACAAACCUUAUUGAUGCUUUCAGACUGCACAUACUCCAUGGCUUUCUUCAAAGGUUUUGGCGUCUACGGGUUCGUUUUGGUGAGGAUUCUGAAUAAAGGAAUUUUCUUUUAAGUUCUUUCGGAGAAGCGUCUCUGUCUCUCUCUGUUCUGGUGGAUUCUUAUAAUUUCACAAUAAUUUAGUAUAGUUAUUGUUUUACUUUGUAUAAUCAUUAUUUUGUAGUCCUCAGUGAAUGUGAAUUCGAAUGCAUGUUGUACUGAAAUCAAACAAACGGAUCUCUAUCGAUUGCUGUCGCUUUUUUUUCUCUUCUGCAGUAGUGUUGCCUUAUCGGGUUUUGUUCAACAACGGCUUUAUUAAUUGAUGUUGAAAUAAAAAAUGAAGAGAGGUUUUUGUAUUAUCCGUUGCUGGUUAGAGAGUAUUUGAAGCAGCGCUAGCUGCCGAGGUCUGGUGAUGGACACCUAUUCCUCUGGAGAAGAUUUGAUUAUUAAGACGAGGAAGCCUUAUACAAUUACUAAGCAACGAGAGCGGUGGACGGAAGAGGAGCAUAAUAGGUUUCUCGAAGCCCUGAAGCUCUAUGGACGAGCUUGGCAACGCAUUGAAGAACACAUAGGAACAAAGACUGCUGUGCAGAUCAGAAGCCAUGCCCAAAAGUUUUUUUCUAAGCUGGAGAAGGAAGCUCAUUCUAAAGGAGUUCCAAUAGGACAAGCUAUUGAUAUUGACAUACCUCCUCCACGCCCCAAAAGAAAACCACGUAAUCCUUAUCCCCGGAAGACCUACUCAGCUGCUCACACAUUGCAAGUUGGGACAAGAGAUAUAAAAAUUCAAACUCCAGUUUCUGCAUUGAAUUGUAAACAACUAUCAGAUUUAGAGAAAGAACCAUUUUCUGAGAAAAUUGAAGGAGAUGAGAAGCCAACAAAUACGAAAGAUAAUCAAGAUGAAAAUUGCUCAGAAGUGUUUACCCUACAAUGUGAGGCUCACUGUUCCUCUGCUUCAGUAAACAAAAACUCUAUACCAACGCCAUUGGGACUCAGAAACUCGUGCACUCUUAAGGAAUUUGUUCCUGUGCUGAAAGACACAGCCAACCAGGAUGAAACAUAUGAAUCUUAUGUCACGGUUGAACUUGAGGGAAAUGAAAAGAUUGAUAAACCUGAUGCCAAGCAGGCAUUUCAGGAAAAUGGCACAAGUAAAGCAUUGACCUUGGAAAGCUCUAGCCGAGCAGAUAAGAUAUUAGUCCAGGGCGAGAAAACAGAUAAUUUUAAAGAUGCAUCACAGACAGAUGAAAUGCAAGCUGCGCAUAACUAUCCUAGGCAUGUUUCUGUGCACAUUCUUGAUGGGAGCCUUGGAACUGGUACUCAAUCUCCUUCAGAUAUGCCAAUGCAAGAGUCCAUAUUUCACCCUGCAAGAGAAGUUCAUGGAAACUCUAAUUUAUUUACAAAUUCAGCUGCAUCUGCCACUACUGAACAUCAGAGUAAUGUGCCAUCAUCUACUCAUCCAUCAUUUCCAACUUUUCAUCCUCCCUUUACCCCAGUUCGCCAAAAUCAAGAUGACUAUAGAUCAUUUCUCCACAUCUCCUCCACCUUUUCAAGUCUUAUUGUGUCUACUCUGUUACAAAACCCUGCAGCGCAUGCUGCAGCAAGCUUUUCAGCAACAUUUUGGCCUUAUGCAAGUUUGGGAAAUUCUGCAGAUCCUCCUGCAUGUCCACAGGGAGGCUUUCCAUCUAGACAAGUGAAUUCUGCUCCAAGUAUGGCAGCUACUGCUGCUUCCACUGUAGCAGCUGCCACUGCAUGGUGGGCGGCCCAUGGACUGCUUCCCUUGUGUGCUCCUCUCCAUGCUGCAUUUACCUGCCUUCCAUCUACAACAGCAGUUCCGUCAAUGGAUCCUGGUCAAGUUCCAGCAGCCAAAACAGAGAGCAAAGAGAAUACCACUCCAAAUCCUCUCUUGGAUGAUCAGCAACAGGAGCCAGAAUAUUCUGAGGCUUUGCAAGCUCAACAUUCAGCCUCUAAAUCACCUGGUUUAUCCACAUCGGACUCUGAAGAGAGUGCAAGUGCAAAGCUUAAUGCUGGAUCAAAAGCUGCUAGACAUGAGAAGGCUCUGGAAGAAAAUGUGCUUAACGAUUCAGACAAAACAAAGAACAGAAAACAGGUGGACCGCUCCUCGUGUGGUUCAAACGCACCUUCUAGCAGCGAAGUUGAGACAGAUGCACUUGAAAAGCAUGAGAAAGGCGAAAAGGAAUCAAAAGAAGCUGAUCCAAAUCAUCUGGCCGCUGAUUGUAGUACUCGUCGCACUAGAAGCAGCAGCAACGUUAGUGAUUCUUGGAAGGAAGUCUCUGAAGAGGGGCGGCUGGCAUUUCAAGCACUCUUCUUCAGGGAGGUAUUGCCACAAAGCUUUUCACCUCUACAUGAUGUGAAGGACAUGCCAAUGAAGGAUAACACCCAAGUAGAUAAGCAAAAUGGCAAAGACAAAGAUGGAGAUACAUCAACUUUAGAUCUGAACACCAAGACUAGGGGUUCAUGUUGUGGCGAACAAGAGUUGGAGAAUAUUACAAUGUUCAGAGGGGAAAAAAACUGGGAGGAGGGGCCGCUGACAAUUGGGAUUGGACACGGAAAGCUGAAGACUCGUCGAACAGGUUUUAAACCAUACAAAAGAUGUUCAGUGGAGACCAGGGAAAACAGAAUAGUUAAUUCGAGCAACCAAGCAGACGAGAAAGGCCCGAAGAGGAUACGCUUGGAAGGAGAGGCCUCAACUUAGAAAAUUGACGUAGCAUGCAAUUAAGCAAAGAACAACAUUUGUUACUUUGCAUCUAUUUCUAAUUUUCGCCUUUAUCUAUUUUCUUUUGGUGUUUAUUAUCAGGUCCAGAAAACAAGACUUUUCUGUAUAGGUGUGUGUACUAUAUUUGCUUGGGUACCCGUAUAUCGUCUCAUUUGCUUUCUUGAACUCCAGCAACUGUGCUUAUAUCUCUUUUUAAUAGACAAACUCAGACAAGACUCGUUACGUAUUGAAUGGGCCAUGAUCUGCCUUCGUAGCUUCAAAA
This is a messenger RNA of Mangifera indica (mango), 3235 nucleotides long. RefSeq names its product protein LATE ELONGATED HYPOCOTYL-like. Gene Ontology annotation, molecular function: DNA binding. Bases 655 to 2952 code for a protein of 765 amino acids. Lineage: Eukaryota; Viridiplantae; Streptophyta; Magnoliopsida; Sapindales; Anacardiaceae. The record is from RefSeq and is a predicted model, not a curated record. The transcript has 7 exons.